Zootoca vivipara (common lizard) is the source of this 3489-nucleotide messenger RNA. It is a transcript of the gene SYT11, whose product is annotated as synaptotagmin 11. Lineage: Eukaryota; Metazoa; Chordata; Lepidosauria; Squamata; Lacertidae. Gene Ontology annotation, biological process: vesicle fusion; calcium ion-regulated exocytosis of neurotransmitter. The record is from RefSeq and is a predicted model, not a curated record. Gene Ontology annotation, molecular function: calcium ion binding; SNARE binding; calcium-dependent phospholipid binding. Gene Ontology annotation, cellular component: plasma membrane; axon; exocytic vesicle.
UGCAUCAGGACCAGUCGCCAGCUUCUGCAUCCCUCGGAGUCGGGAGCAUCCUCAGGGCCGCGGCAGAAGCGCCGCCGCAUCCGCUGAAGGGGCCUCCCUGCGCGCACCGGGCCGUCGCCGCCGCUCCAGUCGCGGGCCGCCAUGGCAGAGAUCGCCAGUGUCCGCCCCAGCUUCGAUGUCUCCCCGAUCGUGGCGGGCCUGAUUGGCGCCACUGUCUUAGUGGUGUCCGUCUCUAUGACGGUCUUUGUGUGGACAUGCUGCCACCAGCACGCAGAAAAGAAGCACAAGACCCCCCCUUACAAGUUCAUCCACAUGCUGAAGGGCAUCAGCAUCUACCCAGAGACCCUGACUAACAAGAAGAAAAUCAUACGGAUCCGGCGAGACAAGACGGGAGCUGCCAGGAAAGACGGAAGAGGCAACCUUCUGGUGGACGCGGCAGAAGCUGGCCUGGUGGGCUCUGACAGGAUCUCCAGCGCAGCUCCCUGCGUCAACCAGCUCCCCAUCAAAGUCGAUUACGGGGACGAGUUGAGCCCGGACCAGAGCUUGACUCCGGCGGGCAGCAAGACUUCCUCUCCCUCUUCCCCGGAAGAAGAGGUCACUCUGGGGACGCUGACAUUCUCUGUGGACUACAACUUCCCCAAGAAAGCUCUGGUCGUGACCAUCCAAGAAGCCCGUGGGUUGCCCGUCAUGGACGAGCAAAGCCAAGGCUCCGACCCCUACAUCAAGAUGACAAUCCUGCCCGACAAGAGGCACCGGGUGAAGACGCGUGUCCUCCGCAAGACGCUGGACCCCGUCUUUGAUGAGACCUUCACUUUCUACGGGAUCCCCUACAGCCAGCUCCAAGACCUGGUCCUCCACUUCCUGGUGCUGAGCUUCGACCGCUUCUCUCGAGACGACGUCAUCGGGGAGGUGAUGGUGCCCCUCGCCGGGGUGGACCCAAGCACAGGGAAGGUCCAGCUCACCAGGGAGAUAAUCAAAAGGAAUAUACAGAAAUGCGUCAGCAGAGGGGAGCUGCAGGUUUCCUUGUCUUACCAUCCUGUCGCCCAGAGGAUGACUGUGGUGGUUUUGAAGGCGAGACAUCUGCCCAAGAUGGACAUCACCGGCCUCUCAGGUAGAAACCCCUACGUCAAGGUGAACGUGUACUACGGCAGAAAGCGCAUAGCCAAAAAGAAAACUCACGUCAAGAAGUGCACUUUGAACCCCGUCUUCAACGAAUCCUUCAUAUACGACAUCCCCGUGGAUCUCCUCCCGGACGUCAGCAUCGAAUUCCUGGUCAUCGACUUCGACCGCACCACGAAAAACGAAGUGGUGGGCCGGCUGAUCCUGGGAGCGCACAGCGUCACGGCGGGCGGCGUGGAACACUGGCGGGAAGUGUGCGAGAGCCCCAGGAAGCAGAUCGCCAAAUGGCACAGCUUGAGCGAAUACUAGCAGGGUGAGCCGAGGGGCACCGGGCGCUUGCACCAGACGCCCCUGUGCGAACAGACACUUGGCCUUUCAUUUCCUCCUCCUCCUCCCGCCUUCCGUCUUAGUCGUAGAAACUUAAAAGUUUCCGUACGAAGCAGCUGAUCGGUUCUCUCUCUAGUGAUGUUUAACUUUUGCAGGGCACACUAAAAGUUCUAAAAAAAAAGAAAAGGAAAAGGAAAAAAAAGGAACUUACAAAAAGUUUUGGGAAAAAACCUAACAAAAAAAGAGCAUUAAUUUUAAUAAAUACCACAAAACAUAUAUAUAUAUAUAUAUAAAUAUAUAUAAUAAAAUAAAAAGGUGUAACCGCACUGUUGCAUGCCGAAUACAAAAGUUUUAAAAAACCACAAAAAAAUAAUAAUAUAACUUUACCAAUAUCGAAAGUACAGUUUUUAAUACGAUUUAUCUGUCACUAUGAAAGUCGUGUUUUGUGCUGAACUGUAUUUGUUGGUAAUUCACCUCAAUUGGCCUAUUCAGCUUCUCUCCCAACUUAUUCUUUUUUAAAAAUAAUAAUAAUAAUAUUGGAUUCUGGUGUUGAAUCGCUGGUUCUUUGUUGACAUCGCCUGCCCACCCCCUUCCUGUUGAUUCUUUGCAAUUCUUUGUGACUUGGGUGAUCUAAUGCUGUUGGUGUACAUGCAAUGGUUUGGGGCCCUCUGUCUUGGAUCAGAGAGAUCUCAGAAUGGAUGGAAAUUAUUCCUGUGAAUUAUAAUUGCUGCUGAAAACAAUUCCCUCCCUGUAAAACAGGAAUCUGGAAUGAUCCCUUUGUCCUUGUUGUCCAGAACAUUGCCAGAUGCUCUCCACUCCAUCCACUUCCGAAGCGGUCUCUUUCAAAGAAAAAGACUUCAUUUGGAGUUGGACCAGGAGGUAUCUAUCUCCCUCUUCAUCUUUCAAGCCAAGUCUUUGUCCUGCCUCUACCAUGAUUGGAAAGCGGGCCCCUUAGGUGUUCCUCUUCUCAAGCAGGAAAGUGCCCUUUGAGCUGUGCUGCCUGAAGCAGUGGGGCAGGCUACUGAUGUACCGCAGACCCAGCUCUGCCAAUAGGAGACUAGACAGGGUUGCACGUGCUUUGAUCCUAAUGCCUACAAGGGUGGCAAGCAGGUAACUCUCACAAAUAUCCCACCACCAAUGUUUAUUACUAUGACUGUUGUCAUUAAUUAGAGCUCGGUCGGCUUCCCAUGCAUGCUUCACAGCUAGAUCAGUCGAUAGAAAUAAAUAGCCACUGGAGAUCUAUAUCUAGGCAAGAGUUUUCCACCUCCACAUCCUCCCCUUGCAACAUUCUGGGCACCUGAAAUGCCCCACCAACAUUUCUUGUUGACAGAGUGUGCAAGCUUUCAAGCUGGCAUGGAAGCCAUCCCCAGACAUGGCAAGAUUGUCUGCUGAAGAGCUCUGCGUAAUCCAGAAGCCUGCAACUUCCACCUCAACAGAUAGGGCUGAAAGAAAAGUCUGUCUCCCCUACCCAGGCUCCUUUCCCAGGACCAACCCGUAAGCCAUUUGCGAAGCAAGGCAGAGCCAAGUUAAGGGGAAAGGCAUGUGGGAAAUGCGUUUUUCAGUAUUCACCAAGUCACAUCAAUGCACUUGCUCAUCCUGUGCUCUGUAUGCUGUAAAUACUGUAUCAUACUUUAAAACAGAAACUAGGAGAAAUCGUUUCAGUGGUGGGGAGGCACCUUGGCCGCAGAGAGGUGAACUGUCUCGGCACAGCCCCGUGGGAGGUCUCUCCAUUUCGCUCAGAGCAGACCCAUUGAAAUUCAGGGGCCCAAGGGAGUUGUGUCCAUCAAUUUCAAUGGGUCCGCUCCGCGGAGGUCUAACAUUGGAUGCCACUUUGUGCUUGGGGGAGAAGGAAGGCUACGGGAAACGGAGUCACAUACAACCCCCCCCCCCAUCCAGGAGAGCUAAGGGGACCAAAGCCCAGAGUGCAAGAGCUCACCCCCAUUUCCAACGCCUGUCAAACCAGGUGGUAGAUCUCUCGGCGAUUCAGUUGGUUGGCAAGAGCUUCUCACUUAGUUGUCUAAUAGCAAAAACUUCACCCCUCAA